UUGCCUCCUGCAUCGAUGAGCGGAGCCGAGGCGCAAGACGCGCUGUUCAAAUCGGAGCCUGUUCCGUCGUCGCUCACGCGGGCCAACACCCGUCUGCAGUUCCCGCCGAGCUAUGUUGUCGUAGGGUGCUAUCGGCUAUUCACCGACAAGCUGCUGUACGUGCCUGCAUGGAAGAAGUGCCAGCACGGCACCCAGCGCGGGGCGGUCGUCGGUCUGAUCUGGGCCUUCCUGACCUUCGGCCUGCAGAAAAAGUUCAUCGAGGUCUUCCUCGCCAACUCGCCGCGCGUGACGGGCUUGUCGACGGACACGGUGUUUGGCUGCAAAGUGCCGUUCUCGGUGCACACGUACGCGGCGGCGCUGCUGCUCGGCAGCCAGGUGACGUGGAUCCUCCGCUUCUUCCUGGCGCGCAACAUCCGCGUUGCAAGGGAGCGCGCGUGGGAGCAGACCGUGGCGUCCAGAGGGAAGAGCGCCGACUUUUGGAUUCCUUAUGUCGAAGUGCGACCUCCCCGGGCUGAUAUUCUGCCAUUUAUGCGUUGCAGGAAUGGCAGCACCCGCCGCGCGUCGUCGUCGACACGUGGACCGGGCGCAUGCAGAAGCAGUGGCUGGGCUACGCAGUCGUCUUUGCAAUCAAGCACAUCCUCCUUCUCCCAUUCAACCUGUACCCCGGCAUCGGCAUCGUCGUCGCCGCGUGGUUCAAGGGCCUCGGCACCGCGCACAAACUCCACCGCCAGGCGCUACUUUGCAGCGAAGAAGAUGACCGACGAGCAGGUCGCGGUGUUCAUGGAAGAGCGCAAGUGGGACUACCGCGGCACGGCAUUCGGCUUCGCCGCGGCGCUCCUCGAGGGCCUCCCGAUCGUCGGGCUCGUGUUCACCGUGUCGAACCGCGUCGGCGCGGCGAUGUGGGCGCACGAUCUGGAGAAGCGGCAGCAUUAUGUGGCGGCGCAGCAGGUCGCGAAGGGGAAGUAA
Mycena indigotica is the source of this 966-nucleotide messenger RNA. RefSeq lists its product as uncharacterized. Bases 16 to 966 code for a protein of 316 amino acids. The record is from RefSeq and is a predicted model, not a curated record. Lineage: Eukaryota; Fungi; Basidiomycota; Agaricomycetes; Agaricales; Mycenaceae. The transcript has 9 exons.